This is a messenger RNA of Alosa alosa (allis shad), 954 nucleotides long. RefSeq lists its product as uncharacterized. Bases 100 to 597 code for a protein of 165 amino acids. The transcript is spliced from 5 exons. Lineage: Eukaryota; Metazoa; Chordata; Actinopteri; Clupeiformes; Clupeidae. The record is from RefSeq and is a predicted model, not a curated record.
AGAGAAAGGGCACAUGACCAUCCUGUGAUACCGAAGCUCCACUGAUGUAUAAAGCUGCCACCCAUCUUAGUUUGUUUACCAUUAGACAGAUUGGACAUCAUGCAUCUGACCCGCUGGCUUAUACUUGGCACUGUAAUUUUGGGAAUUGUGGUACUCUGUGAUGCAGGACCUUUUCAUGCUCAAUGCAGAGUGCAAUGGUACUUUGGCAUACCUUGUAGAUGGGUAUAUGAAGCUUUGGUCUCUCAGAUUAAGAAGUGGAGGACGAUAUCAGGCUGUACCAUGGGAGGACAGAAGUGUCUGUAUAAGCUCCAGUCAGCUUCUUCCCACUUCAUCGCAGCCAAACACACAACACCAAUGAAAAGCCAUGUCGAUGACAUCACCUUCCACUUAGUUUCAUUUGGAUUCUUUACGCAUUGCAGUGUUUCUGGACUGUCAGUGUCAGAGGCAUGGUAUGCCAUCAAAGACCAUGGAGUGAAUUACUGUAACCUCUACAACUUAAUGGAUGGAAGUGGACUGACGCAGGCUCGCGGAUACCAAGAGCUCACCAGUGACUUCAUGUGUACCCAGCGCUCCUCUGCCAACUGCACACUGUACUGAGGGAGAACACGGACAGUAAUCAGCCAAUGAGACUGCAUGACUGUAGUGGGAGACCAGUGUAAUUGCUUUCUUCCCUCGAGUGAUGGCUUGCAUUUCAUUGUGACUGCACAGUUUUUUUUACUGUUUCAUUUAUAUGGUUUGUAGCUUUAUUUUUACCUCUAGAAUUUUGCUGCUUUAUGUUGAGGGAUGAAAUGGUUAGUAGCCCACUUAGUGUGUAUGAACAAAGUCCCUCUGCAAGGACAUGCACUGAUUUCUAUGCUUGUAUUUCUCAUGAUACCUUUUUAUUGACUAAGGGCAGAUAAAGAGUUAAAAGUUCACAGAAAAAGAAUGAAAAUAAAUCCAGCUUACUAUUUUUGA